This is a messenger RNA of Iphiclides podalirius (scarce swallowtail), 1602 nucleotides long. Lineage: Eukaryota; Metazoa; Arthropoda; Insecta; Lepidoptera; Papilionidae. The record is from the annotation of a GenBank genome assembly.
AUGAAAGAAAAUGAAAAUUUCAUUAGUGAAUCAACGAACAAAAGAGAAUGUAGCGAUAACGAAGAGAAGAAAAUAGAUAUUGACGAUGUUCUAGUAAACGAGAUCGGUCAAUUCGGUAGGUACCAGAUCCGACAACUUCUGCUGUUAUCUUUGCCUUUGCUGAUGGGUGCCUUCUCAAGCGAAUAUGUUUUCUCUGCGGCUGCGAUUCCACACAGAUGUCAAAUUCCCGAAUGCGGCGAGGAGGGCAAAGACUUUGAACUUCAGCCCGAGUGGAUUGUAAACGCUGUUCCUGGAACAGACUCUGGUGGUUUCUCCAGCUGCCAGCGUUAUGAACCUUUAGGUGCCAACGGCUCAUUGGAGUUUUGUUCCGCUGACAUUUUUAAUCGGAAUAACGUGAUCGCUUGCGACAACUAUGUGUAUGGCAAGAAUAAUUCUGUUGUUUAUGAUUUCAACCUAGGCUGCCAGGAAUGGAUGCGUACAUUUGCUGGUACUCUAAGCAAUAUCGGAACAUUGCUGGUUUUGCCAAUCACGGGAUACUUCUCGGAUCGCUUUGGACGCCGACUGGCUCUCAUCGUGAAUACAUUCAAUUUUGGGCUCUUCGGCUCUAUUAGAGCGUUCUCCACAAACUAUACGAUGUAUAUGGUACUACAUUUCCUGCAAACAUUUUUAGGUGCCGGUAUAAGUAGCUCUGCUUACAUUUUCGCUACGGAACUGGUUGGACCCAAGUAUCGAGUAUUGGCUGGCGCUCUAUGUCCCUCGAUGUUCGCUGUUGGUUCAAUGAUUUUGGGAUGCGUGGCGUGGGCAAUAGAAUCCUGGCGACACAUGAUACUGGCUUUACACAUGCCUUGUUUUCUUAUUGUCUUUUACUACUGGUUCCUCGGUGAGAGCGUGCGGUGGCUAAUAUCUAAGCAAAAAUACAGAAAAGCGAGAUCAGCGUUGGAAAAAGUAGCGAAAACAAAUAAGACUACAAUCAGCCAGGAGUCAAUGACAGCAUUGCUGCGUCCAAAAGUUGAGACGACAGUUCAUCCCACAGAAAGCCGCAAUUUGAUCACAGCAAUUCUUCGAUCACGUAUUCUUUUGCGCCGAGUUUGCACUACUCCUUUCUGGUGGAUCUCUACUACGCUCGUAUACUACGGUCUCUCUAUCAACUCAACUAGCCUUUCUAGUGCUAUGUAUCUGAAUUACAUCCUCACCUACGGCAUAGAUAUCCCGGGAAAUUUAGCCACUGUCCUCAUCUUAGCCCGGAUUGGCAGAAAGCCUACUUUAUCUGGAGACUUCAGUGUGGUCAGAUUGUUAUUAUACCUGUUGGGAAAGUUCAGCAUCUCAAUAGUGGUGACGUCACUGUACGUAUACACAUCCGAGCUCUACCCGACAGAGUACCGUCACAGCCUACUAGCUUUCUCCUCAACGAUUGGUAGAAUUGGUUCCAUAACUGCACCUCUGACUCCGGCCUUGAUGGUGUAUUGGGAGAGUUUGCCAUUCGUGCUGUUCGGUGGCAUGGGCCUGUUAGCUGGCCUCCUCGUCCUUACCCAGCCAGAGACCCGCGGAAUGAAACUGCCUGAUACGCUGGCUGAAGCGGAAGUGAUUACAAAAACUGGUGCA